AUGGGGGAUCAAAGUGUAUCUAUAACACCCAGUGUUUUCCAGCCAAAUGUCUCAGUCACAGCACCAGCCGGUGGUUCGGUCAUCCUGGAAUGCUACACCACUGCUGAUCUGGUUGUGACCUGGGUUUGGCUUAAACAAAUCCCAGGACAAAAGUUAAACACUAUAGCUUCCACAUAUUACAAGAAGAUAAAACUUCAAGAAGAAUUUGUUAAUGAAUCAUGGUUUGAAGUGAAAGUCGAUGUCAAGAAAUCUGCAUUAAUUUUCACCAAGAUUACAUCCAGAGAUGCCGCCUACUACCAUUGUGCUGUGCUGUUAUAUGAGACGUUGUACUUUGGAGGGGGAUCUUAUCUAACAGUUAAUGAUGCAAAGCCAAUUAAAGUCAUCCAGCAGCCUGUUUUGGACUCACAUCAUUUAGGAGACUCUGUGACUCUUCAUUGCUCAAUCUUUGGUGAGACUUGCUCAGGAGGGCAAAGCGUGUACUGGCUUAAAUACGAACCAAGAGAGUCUCAUUCAGGAUUCAUUUACACCGAUGGAGACAGAAAAGAUCAGUGUGAGAAGAUCUCUGUGUCUGGAUCGACUGUACAGAACUGCGUGCACAAAGUACCCAAAAGCCUCGCCAGUGAUGAAACUUACUUUUGCAGUGUGUUCACAUGUGGAAACCUAAUCAUUGGAAAUGGAACUAAACUCACAGCUGAUGGUAAAACUUUCUGUAUUGCUCACAUACUGUAUAGUAUCUACUAUGUCUGA
Messenger RNA from Megalobrama amblycephala (Wuchang bream), 747 nucleotides. RefSeq lists its product as uncharacterized. Gene Ontology annotation, biological process: response to bacterium. The coding region runs from base 1 to 747 and encodes 248 amino acids. NCBI's taxonomy places the organism in Eukaryota, Metazoa, Chordata, Actinopteri, Cypriniformes, Xenocyprididae. The transcript is spliced from 3 exons. The record is from RefSeq and is a predicted model, not a curated record.